Molecule: messenger RNA, 1201 nt
Organism: Calypte anna (Anna's hummingbird)
Lineage: Eukaryota; Metazoa; Chordata; Aves; Apodiformes; Trochilidae
Gene: BCL7B
Product: BAF chromatin remodeling complex subunit BCL7B
Exons: 6
Coding region: 67-690 (207 amino acids)
Source: RefSeq, a predicted model, not a curated record
GGUCACGCAUGCGCGUCGCCAGGCGGCGGGUGCUGCGGAGCCGGGGUUGCCGGGGCUGCGGGCGCCAUGUCGGGCCGCUCGGUUCGGGCCGAGACCCGCAGCCGCGCUAAGGAUGACAUUAAAAAAGUGAUGGCGGCCAUCGAGCGCGUCCGGAGAUGGGAGAAGAAGUGGGUGACGGUGGGGGACACCUCCCUGCGGAUAUUCAAGUGGGUGCCGGUGGCGGACAGCAAGGAGAAAGAGAAAUCCAAAUCAAGUAGCAGCGCUGCUCGAGAACCCAAUGGCUUCCCAGCUGACACCUCUGCCAACUCCUCUCUCCUCCUGGAGUUCCAAGGUGCUGUUUCUGCAGAUGAAAACAGCAACCAGAGCUCCCUGUCAGAUGUCUACCAGCUCAAGGUGGACAGCAGCCCCAACUCUAGCCCCAGCCCCCAGCAGAGUGAGUCCAUGAGCCCUGCCCAGACAUCUGACUUCCGCACGGAUGACUCGCAGCCUCCCACACUGGGGCAGGAGACACUGGAAGAGCCCUCCCUGCCUUCUUCUGAAGUUGCAGAUGAGCCUCCCACUCUGACAAAGGAAGAGCCAGUCCCCCUUGAGACUCAGGUAACUGAAGAGGAGGAGGACUCUGGGGCGCCACCUCUGAAGAGAUUUUGUGCCGAUCAGAACUCUGUGUGCCACACGGCCUCGGAGAGCUAACCUGCCCCUCCCGGGGCAGCCCCUUCGCCAGCCCCCUCCCGGGACAGCCCCUUCGCCAGCCCUCGCAGAGCCGCCCGGUCCUUCCCUCCAGCCCGCCCUUCCCCCAGGGAUGCCAUCAAUCCAUCCAUCCAUCCAUCCAUCCAUCCACCCACCCACCCGGGACCCACCCUCCCUGCCCUGCCCUGCCCUGUCCUGCCCUGCCCUGCCACAGGAGCUCCCUCCCCGCCACCCCGGGGGCUGCCACCAGUACCUGCAAACUCGCCUUUAUUUAUUGGCUCCCUCUCUCCCUGCUGCCCUGCCCUGCCAUGCGGGGGGCUCGGGCAGGGGGGGUCUGCAUGUGCAGGGGCAGUUCUUGGUGGGACCCCCGGAUAGCUCCCCCCACCCCCAGCCACUGUUCGACUUUGCCUGCUCCUGGCUCCCCUGCCUGCCCUCUCCGGGGUGCUGGGAAGGACAGAGCCGCUUCCCACCCGCACCAAGAGAUUUAUUUGCCUGCUCCCUUGGGAGCGCAGCC